GUUUUGGCAGCACCAUCCAGUGUCCUGCUGGCAACUUUUGGAAAGCCCCAGGCUGUGGACCAGCCAGCAGGCUGUGCCCCCGAAUCUGAGUUGCCGGGAGAGAAGAAAGUGGCUUAAACCUCCUGCAAAGAAGUUGGCCUGGCUGGAACAGCCCCUUGAGAGCUACUAGCAAUGGGGCUCCUCUUCCUCACCUACCUGCUGGCUGUCUUUCCAGUGGUCUCCAUGAAGAGUCCCAUAUUCGGUCCCCAGGAAGUGAGCAGUGUGGAAGGUGGCUCAACAUCCAUCACAUGCUACUACCCAGACUCCUCCGUCAACCGGCAUACCCGGAAGUACUGGUGCCGGCAGGGAGCCAAGGGCCGUUGCACGACACUCAUCUCUUCGGAGGGCUACGUCUCCAAGGAUUAUGAGGGCAGAGCCAACCUCAUCAACUUCCCAGAGAACAACACAUUUGUGGUGAACAUCGGCCGUCUCACCCAGGCUGACUCUGGGCACUACAAGUGUGGUCUGGGCAUUAGUAGCCGAGGCCUGUCCUUUGAUGUGAGCCUGGUGGUCAGCCGUGGUCCUGGGCUCCAAAAUGACACUGGAGUCUACGUUGCUGACUUGGGCGGAACAGUGACCAUGAAUUGCCCCUUCAAGGUUGAGAAUUCUGAGAAGAAGAAGUCUGUGUGCAAGAAGGAAGGCCAGAGCUGUGUUCUAGUCAUUGACUCCACAGAGAAUGUGAGCCCCAACUAUAAGGACAGAGCAGAGAUCAUUAUUCAGGGUACCAACCAAUUAGAAUUCAGUUUCAUUAUCAAGCGACUCCAGCUCAGCGAUGCUGGGAUGUACGUCUGCCAGACUGGGGAUGAUUCCAGUGGUGAGAAGAGGAACAUGGACCUCCAAGUGCUGAAGCCUGAGCCUGAACUGCUUUAUGGAGAUCUGAGGGGCUCUGUGACCUUUGAUUGUGCCCUGGGCUCCGAGGUGAAAGAUACAGCCAAAUUUCUGUGCCGGUUAAGCGAUGGGAAAGACUGUGAUGUGGUCAUCAACACCCUGGGGAAGAAGGCUCAGGCUUUUGAGGGCAGAAUCCUGCUCACUCCCAUGGAUAAGGGCUUCUUCAGUGUGCAUAUCACCAACCUGAGGAAAGAGGAUUCAGGGUACUACCUGUGUGGAGCCGACUCUGAUGGCGAGCCUCAGAAAGGCUGGCCCAUCCAGGCCUGGCAACUCUUUGUCAAUGAAGAGACCAUAAUUCCCAAGAGUCCCUCUGUGGUGAAAGGUGUGGUUGGUGGCUCUGUGGCAGUGUUCUGCCCCUACAACCCUAAGGAAGCAAACAGCCUGAAGUACUGGUGUCGCUGGGAAGACACUCAAAAUGGACACUGCCAACCACUGGUGGAGAGUGACAGGCCGGUUAAGGAGCAGUACAAGGGGAGGCUCACACUGCACGAAGAGCCAGGCAAUGGCACCUACACGGUAAUAUUCAACCAGCUCACCACCGAGGAUGCUGGCUUCUACUGGUGUGUGACCAAUGGCGAUCAUCGCUGGAGGUCCAUGGUGGAGCUCAAGAUUGUCGAAGGAGAACCAGGCCUCAAGGCACCCAAGAAUCCCACUGCUUGGGUGGGAGAGACCUUCAAUCUCUCCUGCCAGUUCCCAUGCAAAUACUACUCCUAUGAGAAAUACUGGUGCAAGUGGAGUAACAAAGGUUGCAAAACUCUGCCCAGCCAAGGGUCCAGCCAGGCCGUCAUGAACUGCGACCAGAAGAGCCAGAUCAUUUCCAUGACCCUGAACCCAGUCUCCAAGGCGGAUGAAGGCUGGUACUGGUGCGGGGUGAAGGACGGGCUCCGAUACGGAGAGACCACGGCUGUCUAUGUGGCAGUCCAGGAGAGGGUAAAGGGGUCCCAAGAUGUCAGCCAAGUGGAUGCUGCUCCUGGUGAAGAGUCAAGUGUCAGGGAGGUUGAGAGCAAAGUCGUUCAGAAUCCCAGGCUUUUUGUGGAAAACAAUCCAGUGAAGGAUACCGGAGACCCUGCAGAUGGGAGCAGAGCAUCCGCAGACACCAGCAGCUCUGAGGGACAAAGUAGGAGCUCCAACGUGCUUGUCUCCACCCUGGUGCCCCUGGGCCUGGUGCUGGCAGUGGGGGCCGUGGUCGUGGCAGUGCUUAGAGCACGGCACAGGAAGAAUGUUGACCGGAUUUCGAUCAGAAGCUACAGGACAGACAUUAGCAUGUCAGACUUUGAGAACUCCAGAGAUUUUGGUGCCAAUGACAACAUGGGAGUCUCGCCAGUCACUCAGGAGACAACUCUCGGAGGAAAAGAUGAGUGCAGCACCACCACCGAGAACACCGUGGAGACUGAGGAACCCAAGAAGGCAAAACGGUCCUCCAAGGAGGAAGCCGACAUGGCCUACACCGCCUUCUUGCUCCAGACCAACAACAUGGCUGCCGAAGUCCAGGAGGGCCCUGGGGAAGCCUAGGUGCCAGGCGCUCUCUCCUCUCCCACCACUCAUGACAAUCGCCUUCAGAAUCAUAGUGAUCCUCAGGGGACCUCA
This is a messenger RNA of Odobenus rosmarus divergens (Pacific walrus), 2514 nucleotides long. It is a transcript of the gene PIGR, whose product is annotated as polymeric immunoglobulin receptor. The coding region runs from base 172 to 2439 and encodes 755 amino acids. Lineage: Eukaryota; Metazoa; Chordata; Mammalia; Carnivora; Odobenidae. The transcript is spliced from 11 exons. The record is from RefSeq and is a predicted model, not a curated record.